AUUAACGACUUUAAAAUUCAUUAUACGGAUGAAAAAAAGGACGCCAUUGCCAUCGAUAAUGAUUUUGAUUUGCGAGAAGCUAUAAAACACAUUAAGUCCCAUUCUAAGGAAGAUUCUCGCCUUGUUAUCCGGUUAAUCUUGGAAGUAGCAUCCUUUUCUACCAAUCAAGAAUUUCCUAAUUUAUCUAAUUAUAGUAAUCCUGAUACUAAUCCAAGCGUAGCGCAGAAUUUUGUCACCCAACCCAGCAAUAUGACAGAAGUUAGUAAAUAUAAGAGUACCCAUCGUCACGACGACAACCAUGCUUUCUUAUCCAUUCUCCACCCUCGCACUUCUUAUAAAUCCACAAAUUAUCAUAACGCAAUUUGUGAUUACUGUGAGUCAGUAAUCGUGGGCAGUCGUCAUAAAUGCAUCAAUUGUCCAGAUUUUGAUCUGUGUAACAAUUGCAUUGCUCUUGCACCAACCCAGCAUCCGGGUCACACUUUUAUACCGAUUCAUAGAACCGGUGAACUUGAAAUCAAACCUUCCAAUUCUAUAUUCCACCCUGGAAUCAGAUGUGAUGCUUGCGGAAAAGCAAUUCGUGGUGUUAGAUAUAAGUGUGGUAACUGCGUUGACUUUGAUCUAUGUGGAAAUUGCGAGGCAGAUCCCAUCAGCAAACAUGAUGAAAAUCACAUUUUCUUAAAAAUUAAGAAACCUGUGCUGAAACGACUUCGAGCAAAUAAACCAUUACUACAUCAUUUAUAUUCGGAGGUUGAUCAAAAAAUAAUCCAUGCUAAAUAUUUCAGACGAUCUCGAUCAAGAAAUAAUCAAAGUGAGAUGGAAUUUGUAUCAAGUCAAACCACAUCUAGUUCUGAUUCAUUGAGUUCAAACCAAUUAAAUUCUCUAACCAGUUCCCUUAAUGGUGGAGAUACUACUAGUGAAUCGGCUACCAGUCGGGCACCAAUCAGGCUGUAUAAUAGUUCUUCUUUGUCUAACUUUAAUAUAUCACCUCCUCCCGAAAGGCUUGCACAGGAGACAGUUGAGAUGGAAUUUGUAUCAAGUCAAACCGCAUCAGUUGUAUCUA
Molecule: messenger RNA, 1060 nt
Organism: Racocetra persica
Lineage: Eukaryota; Fungi; Glomeromycota; Glomeromycetes; Diversisporales; Gigasporaceae
Source: the annotation of a GenBank genome assembly